UAUCUCAGGUACAUACCUACCCUACCUACCUACCUACCUAGGUACCUAAGGUAGGUAGGAGUAGGUAACUUGCGAUGAAACGUGCUGCUUGUCGGCACUCUAUAAUAAACCAACUAGCAACUAUACGUUCACCUCCACGACAGCGACUUAUAUCCUCGGCUUCUAAAGUUCCCCCCCAACCUAACAAAAUGCCUAACACAUACAUCGUCACCUGCAAGAAGGAUGCCACCCCGGAGCAGGUCCAGGCUGCGAAGCAGCAUGCCAUCGAUCAGGGCGGCAAAAUCGGCCACGAAUACUCCCUAAUCAAGGGCUUUUCUGUCACGUUCGACAGCGACUCCAUCAGGACUCUCGAGGAGCAUGAGCACAUUGAUGCAGUUGAAGCGGAUCAGGAAGUCAAGCUCUACUAGACUGGUUUUCCGAUUUUGGUCCUUUGACCCCGUCAGCUUGGCGCGAUGAUUACGGGCGGCUGUCUUAUGUACUCGGUUUUUCGUUACUGCGUCUUUGAACCCCACACAGCCGAAUAAUGGAAAUCAAUUUCU
Molecule: messenger RNA, 539 nt
Organism: Sodiomyces alkalinus F11
Lineage: Eukaryota; Fungi; Ascomycota; Sordariomycetes; Glomerellales; Plectosphaerellaceae
Product: protease propeptide/inhibitor
Exons: 5
Coding region: 189-407 (72 amino acids)
Biological process (GO): vacuole fusion, non-autophagic
Molecular function (GO): endopeptidase inhibitor activity
Source: RefSeq, a predicted model, not a curated record